CAAAGACGUGAACACCGACGAUCGUCGGACAAUGACCAUCCUCGACUUGAAAAGGACUCUUCUCCUACAGAAAAAGUUUAAUGUGAAAGUUAGGAUAGAGGAUCCGGCGUACGCCGGGAAGUUUCGUUCGCGCAAUCCGACGGAGCUUCAUCUGGCGAAGGCGCUGGAGCUGUUUUUCGAGCGACACAACGCCGGGAUCUUGACAUCGCCGAUGCUCAAUGUAGCGAUCUGGAGAGACUCGAAGUGCUACAAUAUAUUUGACGGUCAGGCGCGACGAGAAAGCGGCGAGCUGGCGGCGGACAGGAUCAGCGGAUCGGCCACACUGUUUCUCAUGAAAGACUUGAUGGGGCUACUGUUUAUUAUUUUCGAGAAGAGUAAUGUACAAAACGAACCCUUCGUAAUUUAUCCCAUAUUCAUCAGUAACGUCGAGACGAUUUCUCCGGAAGAUUUCGAAGAAGUAAAGAUACUCGGCAAAACGCGAAGAAGACCGAGUGGUUAUAAAAUUUGCCAGAAACAUCGAGCCGUAUUACAUGGAUCUUGUCAUCUGAAGCAUCCCGCCGUACCGGAAGCUCUGCGAGGUAAAGGACACCUUAUUAUAGCUGUGGCAGCCUUGAUAUAUUCUCGACUGAUCAGUUCUAACAAGUGGACGUCCGCUUUGCUCGAUUUGAUCUUCAAUCAAUCUAACAUCUACCUGAUCGAUCUGAUCAGAGUUUUGGAAAAGAAGCUGGACGACGAAUUCGAACUUCACUUGGAUGAUUUGUUGAGCGAUGUUAUCCUCGGAGUGUAUUCUGCCAAGGUGAAGGUAGACGCGAAUAUCAUACUGAGUCAAGCCCAGAAAGGUAAAAUUACUAUUGACAGUGGCAUAAAAGAAUUCUUUGAGAAGCAGGAAAGUGGAAUACUUGAAAUCAAAAAGAUCUUCUAUGCGAUUUGGAAGGAUGAUAACGCGUACUACUUUCUUGAUCCGUUUGCUUGUGAUAACGAAGGUUUUAGAAUCGAUUAUAGUGACAGGAAACGCACAACAGGUGAUACUACCAGAGAUGCUGCUUGCGUGACCAUGAAUAGCACCAUAGCCGAGGUGGUGAAGACGGUGCUGGAGAAUACUGGCAAUGUGAAAACUGAUCCUUUCGUAAUACACGGAGUCAAGGUGCUCUAUGUCAAGACCGGAGUCACGCCAGAUAGUCCGCUCGAAAAAGUGAUUUAUCGAGAGAGUGGUACGAAUCGUAGACCACGGGCUCCGUCGCCACUGGCAUUGAUGGAUGCGAGGGCGGAAACCGUAAUUGACGUGACGCCACGCUUACAACUAGAUUCGCGUAAAUUCGCAGAUGUGUCUAUUCAAUAUCCAGAGAUUAUGCAAAAUGUAGAGCAAUACAUGAUGACGGUUGACGAACCGGUAACUUUAAUAGUUGCGAGAGAGGAAGAUGAGGAAACAAAGAAAAUAGAAGAUGAGGAUGUAGAUGAAGAAAGAGAAGAAAAAGAAGAUGUCGAAAAAGAAGAGGAUAUGGAUGAAGAAAUCGAAAAAGAAGAUGAUAUGGUUGAAGAGAAAGAAAAAAGAGAAGAAGGAGAAGAAGUACAAAAAGAAGAUACAGAAGAAGAGAAAUAUAAAAUAAAAUUUAUCAAAGGUUACGAAGUCAUAAAUGCUCAUCGUCUUCUCGUUCGCGGCAGCAAGAAUUGUAUGAACCCCAAUUACCAUCCGCGGUCACAAGGUAGACAAGGAUUAAUAAUCGCCUUGACUGCGUUGGCAUAUAGAAAAUUAAAGGAUCCAAGUAAAUGGCGAAAUAUAGAUGUAGAUCAAAUUCUUGAUAUUGGCACCGAUACUUACGAACAAAUUAUAACAUGGAUCAAACAAGGUCGACCGGAAAUAAAAGCAGCAAAGGAAUUGAGAGAGGAGGAAGAAGAGGAGGAGGAAGAUGAAGAGGCCGAAGAAGAGGAGGAGGAAGAGGAAGAGGAGGAGGAGGAAGAAGAGGAGGAAGAGGAGGAAGAAGAGGAAGAGGAGAAAGAAACCGUUACUCGAGAAAUUGCACGCGCUCCGAGUCAUUUAGAUAUCUCUCUCUUACCAACCAGGCUGAAACUAGCUGAGAACGACGUUUUUUUCAAAACAAAAAUAAAUGUUAUCGAUGGUGACGCAAAUCCUUUGGCUAAUCUUGCGGAGGCACUCGAGCGUUACUUCGAACGAUAUCCCGAAGUGAUAUUGGAAAACAAAAAACUCAUGUAUGCCAUUUGGAAGGAAGAUGAAAAAUUUUGUCUAUUUAAUCCGUAUGGUAGCGAUACAGAGGGAUGGCGUAUUUGGAAUUAUACAGCUGGUUUCAUCGUAAUGGACAGUCUCAACGAGCUGGUUAAUCUUCUUUAUGGUGUCUUAGAAUACAACGAUCCACGUUUCUUACUUCAUUUCGUAGCCCUAGACGCAAUACAACCUGGAAAAUACAAGUCACCCAUAGAAAUCGUGAUUCCGGACGAGCAGAUGACAGAAAAAUUUCAAACAAAAUUUCUACCUAUCACUGACGAUGAUUUAUUGAAGCUCGAAGAGAAAAAACCAGAUAUUGAAGCGAAAGAGCCGGUUGCUGAAGAGGAGGAAGAAGAAGAGGAAGAAGAAGAGGAAGAAGAGGAAGAAGAGGAGGAAGAAGAGGAAGAAGAGGAGGAGGAAGAGGAGGAGGAAGAGGAGGAAGAGGAAGAGGAGGAAGAGGAAGAGGAAGAAGAGGAAGAGAAAAAGAUUGAAACAAAAGAAGAGCCAGAAGAACAUCUUGAAGAUCCUGUACUGCCAAUUGAGGAAUCUGAGCAACCUGACGCACCUUAUCGUUUAAAUUUGGCUCUCUUGACCUCCACGGUAAAGAUCCAAGAUCCGACCGAAGAAGAGUUGAAUGACUUGGAUGAGGAGGUAAUAAUGGAAAAGAUGAAGUAUGAUCAUCCGCCGCCGUACGUGAUGCCGCCGAGAAGAGCGUUUCGUAUUUUGCUCGAAGCAAAAUUGGCAAAUAGGUCGAUCCCGUCUCUCGUCUCAAGAUUCUCGAUCGAUUCGAGACUGGAAAUCAAGAAGGGCGACGUCCCGGUGGAAUCUCCAUUACCCGCGAUCGUGCCGGUACUUCGAGACACGAAACCAUCAAAGAUGAUCAAGCUAUCUUUCGGGAAGUACUUGUACUCGAGAUUACCACCGAUCCGCAUAGUGCCUCUAAGAGCUAUCGACGAGAGUUAUAUCAAGGAGGAAGAAAUCGAUCAAGCGAUUGACGAGAAAUAUCUUGAACAAAAGAAGCUGGAAGGAAAGGAAGAAUACAAGACGUUAGAGAAAUUACCGAUGACAUCUUGUGCUACAAAAUCAGAAUUGAUACCACUUGGACCAGUAAUUAAAACUCCUGUUGCAAUAAAACGUCUGAUAUAUCCUAAUGAGCGGAAGCGAAAAAGGGUGGAAGAAACGCCAUCUAUUGUUAGAAAGGAUUUCUACGAUAAGGAAAAACUUCUCUUCAAGUUAAUAUUUCCGAAACUUUAUUCCGAUCUGCAGGUUAAUAUGUUGUUCAAUAAUUAAAAAAUAUAAUAAAAGUCUAUACGAUAUAAUACAA
Messenger RNA from Solenopsis invicta (red fire ant), 3545 nucleotides. RefSeq lists its product as uncharacterized. Bases 32 to 3511 code for a protein of 1159 amino acids. The record is from RefSeq and is a predicted model, not a curated record. The transcript has a single exon. Lineage: Eukaryota; Metazoa; Arthropoda; Insecta; Hymenoptera; Formicidae.